GCUUCCACCACCACAGCGCCUCUCCAUCAAUGGCGGGGAGCGAGCGCAGGCACCCCUUCCUCCUUCCGCCGUCGCCGCUGCUCUGCAUCGCCGCCGUCCUCCUCCUCCUUGCCUCCCUCGCCCGCCUCGCCCUGUCCGAGAUCAUCUUCGAGGAGCGCUUUCUGGAUGGAUGGAAGAGCCGUUGGGUGGUAUCCGACUGGAAGAGGAGCGAAGGGAAGGCCGGGACAUUCAAGCACACGGCCGGAAAGUGGCCUGGCGAUCAUGACGACAAAGGUGUCCAGACUACUAAAGAUGCGACGCACUCUGCGAUGUCCGCGAAGCUGCCAGAGUUCAGCAACAAGGACAGGACUUUGGUUCUCCAAUACUCUAUUAAGUUUGAACAAGAUAUCGAGUGCGGUGGUGGUUACAUAAAGCUUCUGUCUGGAUUUGUCAAUCAAAAGAAGUUUGGUGGGGACACUCCUUACAGCCUAAUGUUUGGACCAGAUUUAUGUGGUACCCAAACAAAGAAACUCCAUGUCAUUCUUUCCUACCAAGGACAAAAUUACCCCAUCAAGAAGGAUUUGGAAUGUGAAACGGACAAGUUGACUCAUUUUUACACAUUCGUCCUCAGGCCAGAUGCUACUUAUAGCAUUCUGGUUGAUAAUCGAGAAAGAGAUUCGGGAAGCAUGUAUACAGAUUGGGAUAUCCUUCCUCCACGGAAAAUCAAAGAUGUCAAGGCUAAAAAGCCUGCAGACUGGGAUGACAGAGAAUACAUUGAAGACCCUAAUGAAGUCAAACCCGAGGGAUAUGAUUCCAUUCCUGCUGAGAUUCCUGAUCCAAAAGCUAAAGAGCCUGAUAAUUGGGAUGAAGAACAGGAUGGAUUAUGGAAACCACCAAAAGUACCAAAUCCGGCCUUUAAAGGACCAUGGAAGCGGAAGAAAAUAAAGAAUCCCAAUUAUAAGGGAAAAUGGAAGAUCCCUUGGAUCGACAAUCCAGAGUUUGAGGAUGACCCUGACCUUUAUGUGAUGAAGCCAAUAAAAUAUGUAGGCAUUGAGGUUUGGCAGGUAAAGGCAGGUUCAAUAUUCGACAAUAUCUUGAUUUGUGAUGAUCCAGAAUAUGCGAAGCAAGUGGUGGAGGAAGUAUUCGCCAAUCGAGAGAUUGAAAAGGAGGCCUUUGAAGAAGCAGAAAAAGUGAGGAAAGCACAAGAAGAAGAGGAAGCUCGAAGAGCAAGGGAGGAGGGUGAAAGGAGACGACGCGAGAGGGGUCAUGAUCGACGAUAUCGUGAUAGAUACAGAGAUAAAUAUAGAAGGCAUGAUCGCCGUGACUACUUGGAUGAUUAUCAUGACGAGCUUUGAUGCUGUGACAAAGCCCAUCUCCAGGGGUAAUGAGGGAGUUUUGGCACCACCAUCCACCCUCAUCUGGAACUUUUGUGUUUCGACUCUUCGUAAGGCUAGAGUUUUGAUUCAAGCUGUAGUUGUAACAUGCAACAUAAUGGGCCGUUCCUGAACAUUGUAAUGAGUUCCCCCCAAUUAUUUCUGCAUCGCCAUGACUCUUGCUCCAGUCGAAGCUCAGACGUCGAUCUGGGACUUCUAAAUUUGGAAUGGCGGGUGUAGUUUCUUGA
Messenger RNA from Syzygium oleosum, 1600 nucleotides. RefSeq names its product calreticulin-3-like. Gene Ontology annotation, biological process: protein folding. Lineage: Eukaryota; Viridiplantae; Streptophyta; Magnoliopsida; Myrtales; Myrtaceae. Gene Ontology annotation, cellular component: endoplasmic reticulum; endoplasmic reticulum membrane. The record is from RefSeq and is a predicted model, not a curated record. The coding region runs from base 30 to 1334 and encodes 434 amino acids. Gene Ontology annotation, molecular function: calcium ion binding. The transcript has 14 exons.